Molecule: messenger RNA, 1317 nt
Organism: Naegleria fowleri
Lineage: Eukaryota; Heterolobosea; Eutetramitea; Acrasida; Naegleriidae
Exons: 1
Coding region: 1-1317 (438 amino acids)
Source: RefSeq, a predicted model, not a curated record
AUGAACACAAUUACAGACAGCUCUUUACCAAUUUCACUCGAUUCUGAAAAGUUAUCUGCUAGAAAUAGUCAGUCUGCCACAACCAUUUCCAAUAGUAGUGUCGAUAGCACAAGUACUGUGCUUCAAAAAGACGUUGUUUCAUCAAGUAACAUCGCUCCGACUCUAACAUCAUCGCAUCAGUCACCGUCCAAUGUAGUUCAAUCCAAGGCACCCGUACUGUCUCCUCUCAAGAAAUCAAUCUGCGACCAUCCUCUCAGCAGUGAUACGAUAAAAUCACCCUCAACAUGUCACACAUCUUCAGGAGAGGUCUCGUCUUCGUCACCAAUUCAUAUACCUCACAACCACGUAGAGAAGCUUAGACAUGGCAUCAACUCCAACGAGCAGCGAUACAUUCUUCUUCAAAUAUGCCCAAUUCAUGACCUUCUCUCGAAACAAAAGGAUUUAUACGGCACUGAUUUCAUAGCGAACUCGCUUGUCACGAUCAAGUUUUCACAGAAGGAUCUAAAUUUCAUAUUCGAGCUAUUCACAUCCAAAAUUACUCUUCACACGAGAGAAUUCAGCAAGCAACUGUUUGAACAAUGUUUUGAUGGAGCGUCAGCAAUGAAAGUUGUCAUGGACAUUAUUUCUCAACACUUCAAACAUGUUCUGAGUGCAAGUCUCACCUUGGAGAAAUUAUCGCUCCAUAUAGGACAAUACUUUUUGACGACUGGCAAGUUUGAACAUGUGUUGCGAGAACAUUGCUUUAAGAAUGUAAAUACUCUAUUCUAUCAUCUUUUGAAUAAUAGCACAAAACCAUUAGAUACAACACCGCCAACCACUCCACUACCAUACAUUUCCUCCUUCGCAACCAUCAAAUUACCCAAGUCUCCAAAUUGGUUUUUACUCAUUCCUCAAAGUGACACCUUUAUCGCUCAACAUUCAACUAACAGCGUUGAAUUGUUUCAAUGUCCUCUCGAUGCUCAAUCGAAUGUUAACACUUCUAUUCAAUAUUCACCAAUUCUACGAAAUGUCAGUCUUUCUCAACUUAAAUACGCCCUCCUUCAUGAAUUACUGCCUCAAGAGGAAGGAGUAGAAAUGCUGUUAAGAAACGAUGACAUUGGUUUAUUUACAUUUUUACAGAGGACCAAAUUUCAAGAGUAUCCCGAUUACAUUACCAUUCAACUACUGUCCGUACGUUCCAUGCAUCGACUAACUUCUCAAUCCACCUUUGCUGCAUUCAGUAUCAGUAAAUAUGGUUACAGUGACUGGGGUGCCAAUAAGGAACGAUUGUUGAACUGGUCGGACAAGUUGGUGAAAUUGUGUCAGUCCUCAGAGUGA